Molecule: messenger RNA, 1705 nt
Organism: Adelges cooleyi (spruce gall adelgid)
Lineage: Eukaryota; Metazoa; Arthropoda; Insecta; Hemiptera; Adelgidae
Gene: rogdi
Product: protein rogdi
Exons: 7
Coding region: 297-1142 (281 amino acids)
Cellular component (GO): RAVE complex
Source: RefSeq, a predicted model, not a curated record
UUGUACAACUGCAGCACAGCUUUCGAUAACGAAACAAUAAAUUAACCCGUACCGUCCCGACACACGUCCCGCGGUAUGUACAACUGCCAGUGGCGGCACUAUCACGGCGCGACGAUGGAAUGUUAAGGCUGUUGUGUGUGUGUCGUAGCGAGAAACCACAGCGUUGAUUGAUAACAAAUACCAUUUGCCGAGUCGCCGUCGGGCAUAUGAUAUUUUGUUGAACGCGGUAAACGGAACGCAACGGCCAUAGACGGCCAUGGUGGACGGUAAGUCUUCGUCGACCGUCUGAAAGCCAAAUGUUAACCACUUCGUCGACGUCGACGUCAACGACAGCCGAAAUGGCCGACAGCGAAAAACUCGAACAUCAGAGCCUGCAAAAAGAAUUCGAAUGGGUGUUGAACGAAGAGGUCCACUCCAUUUUGCAUCAGCUCAACAUCAUACUCCACGAAUGCGUCCGACGUUUUCCGUCGUGGGACAGCGAAGUGCCGAUUAAGCAGGAGAAAUUUGUCCUGUCCACAUCGCCCGAUCAGCUGAAAAGUAUCGUCUCCAUUUCGGGCGACACCAUACUACAAGCGGACAUACAAUUUAAAGUACAACGACAUCAACAACAGAUUAUGUACCGUACGAACAUACGUCACGACUGCCCUUGGAAACUGCACCAAGUGCAAGACGCCGGCAACCAUUUGAGACAAGCCAUUUUGCACAUUGAAAAAAUAGACAAGGAAACUAUUUUCAAUUCCUCUGAAGAAGUGUUGCACAUUUUGCGCAAAUUGUUGGGAUGUCUGCAAAGGGGACGCACCAGUCUGAUAGUGCCGCGCAAACGGACGAUCGAUGAUUUGAUAAAAAGCAGAAACAUGAAGUGUUUGACGCCCAUCCUGCCCGAAGAUUUGGCAAUCAGUUUUUACAUACAGAGUCACAAGUUGAUAUUCGCCGUUUACCAGUUGUCGAGUUCGCACGGCUCGAUGAAGUACGACACCUAUCAGGCCGAGUGCACGGUGCCGUGGUUGAACGAAGUCCUAGUCCUGUUUACGGUCGCUUUGCAGCUGGCCCAGCAACUCAAAGACAAGAUCUGCGUAUUCACUCAGUACAGAGAUAUUACCGUGUUGUCUCGGCCGGUUUCGGCCAUAGCUAUACACUCAUAAGUAUUUUUUCUUUUUACAAUAAUAAUUAAAUGUUAUUUCGAUGUAUUACUUAUACAGGAGCGUUUGUGCGAUGAUAAUCGUUACGGAAAAUUCUUCUUUUUUUGUUUACCAAAAAAAAUGUUCUUCAAAACCCUUUUUUAGCUACAAUGUGUAGUUUUACUUUACUUUAGAAAACGAUUAAAUUGAAACUCUAUCGUCUAACGUAACCCUAAGAAAACUUUUUACGACUUGCACGUUCUACGACGUCUUUAAUUCACUCGUUCCACUCGUAUGGGAGUCGACGCCAAAAAAUUUCACGCCUACUAUAAUAUAUAAACAUCAGUAUUGUGUGAUAUUAGUAAUUAUUAUAGUUUCGAGGCAAUGUGUAUAAGCUAUGUGCAAGUAUUCUUCUAUGUUUUAAUUUUAAGUAAUCCAAUAUUUAGGUUUAUCGUUAAUAUUAUAAUGUUUUAGGACAAUAAUUAGAUCUGAACGUUUGUUGACUUGGUAGUUUUUAGAAGAAUGUGCUAAUUUGUAUUACUUAUUAAGUCAUUUUUAUGUAAGCGUGUAUACGUUCUUUCUUUCUU